Solanum stenotomum is the source of this 308-nucleotide messenger RNA. RefSeq names its product peamaclein-like. Bases 1 to 270 code for a protein of 89 amino acids. Lineage: Eukaryota; Viridiplantae; Streptophyta; Magnoliopsida; Solanales; Solanaceae. The record is from RefSeq and is a predicted model, not a curated record. The transcript is spliced from 2 exons.
AUGAUGAAGCUAAGCUUUGCAAUCUUGCUUUUGGUGACACUUGUUCUUACUUCUUUCUUCAUUCCAUCCACUAUUGCUGGUUCAGAUUUCUGUGAUUCAAAGUGCAAUUAUAGGUGUUCAAAGGCAGGACGACAGGACAGAUGCUUAAAGUAUUGUGGAAUAUGUUGUGCAGAGUGUCACUGCGUUCCUUCUGGAACUAGUGGAAACAAAGAUGAGUGUCCUUGCUAUAGGGACAAGAAAAACUCUAAGGGAGGGCCUAAAUGUCCUUAAAUUUACUUAAUCUUUUUCCCAAAUUGUUGUUUGUCAAA